CAAAUGCAGCUACCCACCAGCAGCGAGAUUGUGAUGAUGAAAACUCUCCGUCCGUGUGUCUGGUUCGUCGUUGAUAUGUAUGCAGGAUUUCGUGGAGCUAUGUUGCCUGACAACUUAGCGGCGGUGCAGCUGGCGGAGCCUCGAUGCCUAUGCGGAGCCACGAACAAGGCUGUGGGAUACAGACAUGAGAAUCUACGUUUUCGCACAUUUACAAACACAAAAAUUCGUUCUGCGAUGGCACUUUCAAAGCUCCAAGCUUCACUGGCCGCCCUCACGAUCGAAGUGACCAUUGCUACCGCCGAGAUAGAUUUGAUUUCACGCUCGUAAGAUGUGGGCGCCGAAGGAAUAUCAAACUUUAGUUAAUGCCCUUUUGAGGAAGCACAAAGAUGGAACAGAGCCAGCAUCUCCUCAUAUCAAUGCAAGGAAGCUGGCUGCGCUAUUCGAAGGGAUAUGUCCGCCUACAUCAAAUUUAAUCAAAGCAUAUGGAGUGAGGGUAUUGGAAAUCGCUGGUUUGGCGCAGGAGCAAACGAGCCAGCCGAGCAACAGCAUGUUUGCAGUGCAUAAUGGAGUAGAUGGAACCUUAAUUUGGGCGGCUGCGAUAUCUGCCUUUACAGCACUACAUGUACAGUUUUGGACUGCGCUGCAAGCAAUUUCAAUUUGGCUUGAACUUGUCAAAUAAUGAUGAAGGAACGUUCAAUCAAGCUUCGAUACUAGGGAGGAGGUUCGUUACCUCCCCUUGCCGCCGCCGCUCAAGCCGAUAUACCUCGAUUACACUUGGUGGAAUGGGAUGCAAGUGCACGAUGCUGGCUGCGAACUUCGGGACUCUCUUUGCUCUCACGCGAUGGAUAAAAUAACCAGUACAAGCAUUUUAAUUGCAAUUACCUAGUAUUCUGUUCGUUAUUUGAGCUGCAAAUAUGGUUUGAGAUAGAUAUGGCAAGUACGUACUGAUAUGUUAGGGUGGUUUCCUGGCCGCAACUGCUGUUUUGAGAAGUGUCUGUUUACGACUAUCUAUGCAAUUCUUCAACAUGAAAUUUUCCUCUCCUCAUACACAUUGUAUCAAUUUUGGAUAGGAAAUGGCUGGAAACUGGAUCAUUGAAAAGAAAGACCGGGGAGGUUCUGACGUAUAUUUUCACUUUCCCAUGCUUUAAUGUAGUAUAAGCUGACUUUUGACCAGUUUGCUCGGGCUUGGCGGCUUCAUCGCUGCCUUCUACCUGGAAGGGUUUUUUCGGCAGAAUGGGUGCAGACUCCUAUGACGCCGCUAUGGCUGCAGUCUAGAAUAGGUGACAGCGUCGAGCGGAAGCACUGGCUGCUCGGGUGGAUUACACCCAAGGUGACGCCGCGAGGAUGUCGGAGAGAGAAAUUUCCACCCUAG
Messenger RNA from Sclerotinia trifoliorum, 1372 nucleotides. Lineage: Eukaryota; Fungi; Ascomycota; Leotiomycetes; Helotiales; Sclerotiniaceae. The record is from the annotation of a GenBank genome assembly.